Clupea harengus (Atlantic herring) is the source of this 2578-nucleotide messenger RNA. RefSeq names its product cholinergic receptor, nicotinic, epsilon (gene chrne). Gene Ontology annotation, cellular component: postsynaptic membrane. The record is from RefSeq and is a predicted model, not a curated record. Gene Ontology annotation, molecular function: transmembrane signaling receptor activity; acetylcholine-gated monoatomic cation-selective channel activity. Gene Ontology annotation, biological process: monoatomic ion transmembrane transport. NCBI's taxonomy places the organism in Eukaryota, Metazoa, Chordata, Actinopteri, Clupeiformes, Clupeidae.
AGACGCCGAGGAGACGGUGUGUGUAAGGAACAAACGACGCGGAGAUGGCAGCCCUGUCCGUUUGGACGUGCGUGGCUGCUGUGGCCAUUGCUCUGUUCUCCAGACAAGUUGUGGGAGGGAAUGCAGAAGUAGACAUCAUCAAAGAAAUCUUUAAAAACUACAAUAAGAACAUCCGCCCCGCAGCGAACGCCUCAGACAAGGUUGAGGUGCAGGUGAAACUGACCCUUACCAACCUCAUCUCCUUGAAUGAAAAGGCGGAGACUCUCACUACCAGUGUUUGGCUUGAACUACAAUGGACAGAUUAUCGUUUGUCAUGGGACGAAGGAACCCACCAGAUGGAGGUGAUCCGCGUGCCCUCCCACUUGGUCUGGCUUCCUGACAUCGGCCUGGAGAACAACAUUGAUGGGAAGUUUGAUGUAGCCUACUACGCUAAUGUCCUCAUCUACUCCAGUGGAUACGUGUACUGGCUUCCCCCCGCCAUCUACCGAAGCACCUGCGCCAUUGAGAUUACCUACUUCCCCUUUGAUUACCAGAACUGCACAAUGGUCUUCAGGUCUCAAACCUACAGCCCUAAUGAGGUCGAACUCAAACUGGCUAUCGACGAAGAAACUUCCGAACCCAUUGAGUGGGUGGUUAUUGACCCUGAGGCUUUCACUGAGAAUGGAGAGUGGGCAAUCAAACAUAGGCCAGCCCGAAAGAUAAUAAACAACAAGUAUACUCCAGAUGACCUGGAAUACGAGGAGAUCUUUUUCUAUCUGAUCAUCCAAAGGAAACCACUUUUCUACGUCAUCAAUAUUAUCCUGCCUUGCUCGCUCAUCUCCUCUUUGGUCCUGCUGGCCUUCUUCCUCCCAGCCCAAGCUGGUGGACAGAAGUUGACCGUAUCCAUCUCUGUGCUGCUGGCCCAGACUGUGUUCCUCAUCCUUAUUGGUGGGAAGAUUCCAGAGACAUCAUUGUCUGUCCCUCUGAUUGGAAAGUACGUGAUCUUCGUAAUGUCGGUGACCACCAUCAUUGUCACAAAUAUGAUUAUUGUGCUCAACUUCUCCCUCCGCACGCCCAGUACCCACACCAUGUCUCCCUCUAUCAGACAUCUCUUCCUUCAGGUUGUCCCUCGCUUCCUGGGCAUGAACGCUCUGGUGGAUGACGGAGAGGGCGACAGAGAGAUGGGUGGGGAGGCAGCGAGGGAACGGCGACGCAGCUCGUUCGGCCUGAUGCAGCGGGCCGAGGAGUACGUGCUGAAGCAGCCGCGCAGCGAGAUGAUGUUCGACCGGCAGCGGGAGCGCCACGGCCUGACUCGCUCCUUCGUGGAUGACAUUGAUGUGAGCACCACAGCCACCCUUUACAAGAGCCUCGCUGACGCGGCACCAGAGAUUAAAGAAUGUGUGGAUGCCUGUAACUUCAUCGCAGAAAGCACCAAGCAACAAAAUGACGUUGGAUCCGAAGUGGAGAGCUGGGUGUUGAUUGGGAAGAUGAUUGAUAAGGUGUGCUUCUGGGUGGCCCUUCUGCUCUUCGCUCUGGGUACCGUGGCCAUCUUCCUCACGGGACACUUCAACCAGGCUCCUGAAUUUCCUUUCCCUGGUGAAAACAAGCCAUACACUCCCCCUUAAUCAAGUGGGGCGACAGUGGUACAGUGGUACAGAGGUAGAGAAGUCGUAUAGUAAUCAGAAGGUUGCUAGUUCAAUUCCCUGUCGAAGCGUCCUUGAGCAAGACCCUGAACCCCUAAUUGCUCCUGAUGUGCAGUGUGCCAUCAGUGUAAAUGUAAAAUGUGUAUACCUUGUAAGUCGCUUUGGAUAAAAGCGUCUGCUAAAUGACUAAAUGUAAAUGUAAAGUGCUCUCUCCCGCCACCUCUCAACAUUCACUUUUACAUGUGGUUAAGAACAAGGUAGUGUAUAAUAACAUUAUGGUUUUUUAGAAAGGUAUGGAACCGUACUCUUGGCACAUCAUUGACUUAUUCUAUUUGUAUGAAUAACAUCUCGUGCCCAGUGGUGGAUGCAAGUGUUGCAUUGAUGUGAUGUUUAUCCUUUUAAUGUUUUUUUGUUUUGUUUUUAAACGAUGCAUCUUUCAAUGUUCUUCUUCCAUCGUUCUUUCAUUUUAUGUACGUAUAUGUCAUGUCAUUGGUUCAUUGGUUAAGUGUUCUGUUGUUAUAUUGCAUUUACAAUAACUUUUGGGAAAGGUGUUUACUAGUUAAUCUCGUUCCCCCUGAUGAUUCAUUGGUACGAUAUGUUCUCUUACAAAUGAAACUUAGCUUUGAGUCAAGUGAACUCUGUUCAUUUCCUAAAGUUUACAGCCAUUUAAAACUUGUGAUAUGUGACCAUGUGCCACUGUACGGAGGAUAUUGUGUCAUUUCAGUAAUACAGUAUUCAGAAGGUUUAAGCCACUUUUAAACAUCAAAAGUGCUGUUUACUGUUACAGGACAUAAAUACUGUCUUACUUGAAAUCUCUGUAACUUUACCAUGUUAAUGAAAUAAUGCCCAACGACAUGGAGAGCAAUCUGUAUCUGUGUGAAUACUAAAGAUGACUGUUGCUGAAUAUGCUAUAAUAUGAUACUAUGAGAAUAAUAACACAGACAUUUUCUAUUCAA